GUUCAUGGUAAAGCUGGCGGAGGAGACAGAUGGCAUCAUUGUCACCAAUGAGCAGAUUCACAUCCUGAUGAAUAAUUCCAAGAAACUGAUGGUUAAAGAUCGCCUACUGCCCUUCACCUUUGCGGGGAAUCUCUUUAUGGUACCAGAUGACCCCCUGGGCCGUGAUGGCCCCACCUUGGAUGAGUUUCUGAAGAAGCCAAACAGGUUGGACACAGACAUUGGCAACUUCCUGAAGGUGUGGAAGACCCUUCCUCCCAGUUCAGCUAGCAUGUCUGAGUUGAAUGAUGAUUCUGACCCUGGGCCUGUGGAGGAUCUGCAGAACAUGGAAGAGGUCAGAGAGGAGAAGGAGGAAAGGCAGGACCAGGAGCAGAGUGAGGGGGAGGAGAUGCCGAAGCCAGCUGAGGAGAACCUUGAUUCCUCCCUGGCAUCGGUGUUCAGAGUGGAGUGCCCUUCCAUUUCAGAGGAAAUCCUCCGGUGCCUCAGCCUCCAUGAUCCCCCCGAUGGGGCCCUAGAUAUUGAUCUCCUGCCGGGUGUGGCUUCUCCCUACUUGGGCAUCCCCUGGGAUGGGAAGGCUCCUUGCCAGCAGAUUCUCACCCAGCUGGCCCAGCUCACCAUCCCCAGCAACUUCACAGCGCUCUCCUUCUUUGUGGGGUUUAUGGACUCUCACCGGGAUGCCAUUCCUGACUAUGAAGCCCUUAUGGGUCCCCUGCAUAGCCUCCUCAAGCAGAAGCCAGACUGGCAGUGGGACUGGGAGCACGAGAAGGCCUUUCUGGCCCUGAAGCGAGCCCUAGUGUCUGCCCUCUGCCUGACAGCUCCCAACUCCCAGUUGCCCUUCCUCCUGGAGGUGACAGUGAGCCAAGUGGCACUGACAGCCAUCCUUCACCAGGAGCACUCGGGAAGGAAGCACCUCAUCGCCUAUACCUCAAAGCCCCUCCUGCCCGAUGAGGAUAGCGAGGGCCCCCAGUCAGGGGGGGACAGCCCCUAUGCGGUGGCCUGGGCUCUUAAGCAUUUUUCCUGCUACAUCGGUGAUACCCCAGUGGUCCUGGAUCUUUCCUAUGCCUCCCGGACCACUGCAGACCAAGAGACACGGGAGAGCCUCAGGGUUUCCAAAGCAUGGUUGAUCCGAUGGUCCCUCUUGGUACAGGACAAAGGCAAGAGGUCUCUGGAAUUGACCCUUCUCCAGGGAAUGCUGGGGGAAAACCGACUGCUGACACCUGCUUCCUCAAUGCCUCGUUUCUUCCAGGUUCUGCCUCCUUUUUCUGACCUGUCCACUUUUGUCUGCAUCCACAUGUCAGGUUAUUGCUUUUACCGCGAUGAUGAAUGGUGUGCUGGCUUUGGUCUCUAUGUCCUGUCUCCCACAAGCCCCCCUGUCUCCCUUUCCUUCUCCUGUUCUCCUUACACACCUACCUAUGCCCACCUGGCAGCUGUGGCCUGUGGCCUGGAGCGCUUUGGCCAGUCCCACCUUCCUGUGGUUUUCCUUACCCACUGCAACUGGAUCUUCAGCCUUCUGUGGGAGCUCCUGCCCCUCUGGAGAGCCCGGGGCUUCCUCUCCUCUGACGGGGCUCCACUACCUCACCCAAGUCUGCUCUCCUAUAUUAUAUCACUCACCUCUGGUCUCUCAUCCCUUCCAUUUAUCUACCGAACCUCCUAUCGGGGCUCUCUCUUUGCUGUGACAGUGGACACACUGGCCAAGCAGGGUGCCCAAGGUGGUGGACAGUGGUGGAAUUUGCCAAAGGAUGUGCCAGUCCCUGUAGUGACUCCCUACGCUAUGAGCAAGAAGCCCAACUUGCUAGCAUUGCAGCUGAGUGACAGCACGCUGGCUGAUAUCAUUGCCAAACUGCAGGCUGGGCAGAAGUUAUCUGGCUCCUCCCCCUUCAGUUCUGCCUUCAGCUCACUCAGCCUUGACCCAGAGAGUGGUCUCCUUAUGUUCAAGGGAGAUAAAAAGCCCAAGGUCUGGGUAGUCCCAAGGCAACUUCGUAGGGAUCUGAUUUUCUCUGUGCAUGACAUUCCCAUGGGGGGCCACCAGAGGCCAGAAGAAACUUACAAGAAGUUGCGGUUGCUAGGCUGGUGGCCUGGGAUGCAGGAACAUGUGAAAGAUUACUGCAGGAGCUGUUUGUUUUGCAUCCCCCGAAAUCUCUCAGGUAGUGAGUUGAAGGUUAUUGAGUCCCCAUGGCCCCUCAGGUCGACAGCCCCUUGGGCAAACCUGCAGAUUGAGGUGGUGGGACCAGUCACUGUAAGUGAGGAAGGCCACAAGCAUGUGCUUAUUGUGGCUGACCCCAACACCCGCUGGGUAGAGGCAUUCCCACUGAAGCCCUACACGCACACGGCUGUGGCCCAGAUGUUGCUUCAGCAUGUGUUUGCAAGGUGGGGUGUUCCUGUGAGGCUGGAGGCAGCCCAGGGCUCCCAGUUUGCCCGGCAUGUCCUGGUGAGUUGUGGGCUUGCCCUGGGAGCCCAGGUAGUCACCCUGAGUAGGGAUCUUCAGUUCCCCUGCCUAGUGAGCUCAGAGGCCUACUGGGAAUUCAAGAGAGCCCUGAAGGAGUUCAUUUUCCUGCAUGGCAAGAAGUGGGCGGCCUCUUUACCCUUGCUACAUCUGGCCUUCAGGGCCUCGUCCAUGGAGACUACGCCAUUCCACGUCCUGACUGGGGGUGACAUGAGGCUGACUGAACCCUUGUGGUGGGAGAUGAGCAGUGCAAACAUUGAAGGGCUCAAGAUGGAUGUUUUCCUGCUUCAGCUGAUUGGGGAGCUGCUGGAACUCCACUGGAAGGUGGCUGAAAAGGCAAGUGAAAAGGCUGAGAACCGGCGUUUUAAGCAGGAGAGCCAGGAGAAGGAGUGGAAUGUGGGUGAUCAGGUCCUCCUAUUGUCCCUUCCCAGGAAUGGCAGCAGUGCCAAAUGGGUGGGGCCCUUCUAUAUUGGGGACAGGCUGAGCCUGUCACUCUAUAGGGUGUGGGGCUUUCCAACCCCAGAGAAGCUGGGGUGCAUCUAUCCCAGUAGUCUGAUGAAGGCCUUUGCCAAAAGUGUCACACCCUUGUCCUUUAAGGUCUUUGAGCAGUGAGCUAGGGUAGAGGGGGAGCCCCUUGCCCCAGGCAGUGCUCUGCUGCUAGGCCUCCCCCUGCUCCAGGAAGUGCUCUCAGCCCUUGGAGGCCCUCAGUUGUGCCUUUUGUAGAGAAAUUGCUUCAUAAGGCUUUGAAGAAUUGCCUUGACCUAGGGAUGAGUGUCCCUGCAGAAAUAUCCCCAGCUUGGGGUAUUCAGAGAUUUGCUAAAACCUGUCAAAUACGGGCCUCUGGCAGUUUUAUACUAGGGAGUAGAAAGACCCCUUCUAAAGUAGGCCAGGCUCAGUCUCCUCCAAGUAUCCUCUUCCCCCUUCACACAUAUACAGGUGUGUGGUGUGUGUGUGACCUCUUCCCAUUUUACACCAGGCUGGCUAAACCAUGAACCUCUGUGGCUCUGGACUCAAUUGGAACCAUAGUCCUCUUCCAGACAGAAACCUCCUCAAUUUCUAUAAAUUUGGAGAGUCUUGGUCCUUGGAGUUGUCACUGACAUAAACCUACAUGGGCUGUGGGAGGCAGCUGCCUCCCUAGCUGCCUGGUCAGCUUUCUUAGGCCAGACUUGGCCUUUCUGGUCAUUAAGAAAGAGCUGCAAUCUUCCCAGGCCUUGAGGGCAGUGGCUCAGGGUGGGAGGAUGACCAGCCAUGAGCUACCCAUUUAUCAGCAUGGGAAAGAUGGGAUGGGGGGGGAUGGGGUGGCCUACCUCAUUUGACUCCAGCUGAUGGAGACAACUCCAGACUCCUGCUGUGAUGCUGUCAACCCCUCAGAAUCAAGGGUCUGAUGCCAAGCAUGGCAUCUCCACCUGAAGAGCUGCUUCUACCAGACCAAGGGCCUCUGCCUCAGUUUCAAGUGGGGGAGGUGUCUGAAGUGGGUGGUCUGGCACAGCCAGAUGCUCCCAACCCUUCCAGCCCUACCCCAAAGUCCACAGUCCUCUACACCUUCUGUCUCCACUGUUCCCUGCCUCCCUAAACCAUACAUAGUGUGAUUGUUUUGUCUGGCUCACCCUGUAGUCCUUUGGAUCUGCCUUCUGUGUAGAGUGAAAGCCGAGCUCUCUCAGAAGUACUCUGCAAAGAUUACUCUCACAGCGAGAGUGGGUUUCUCAUAGGGGUAUGUGUGUAUAUACUCAUCCCUCUGAAUUGCUGCUGUUGCUGACCAGCUACAUAGGUGAGGCCAGCACCCUGUCUCUGGUUGGGCUCUUUUAGUAGCUCAUUUCUCUAGGCACUCAGCCAGUUUUCUGGCCCAGCUCAGAUUUCCAGAACUCUUGGCAUUGCAGAGAGCUGGAGCCAGAGGAGAAAUUGCCAUUGAGUCCAACUUGCUUGUUUUAUAGUAGAGGAUAGAGGCCCAGAGAGGGAAAAUGACUUGCCCAAAGUGACACAGCCAGUUGGUGGCUAAGCUGGGACGAGGAUUAAGCUUCCUGACUCAGUUAACCAUGAAAAGCAUUCUGGCAACAGGUUCAACAAGAGAACCAUUCAAAAUCCUGUACCGAUAUUCCAUCUCCCCAUUUUUCAGCUCUUGUAGACAAACUACCUGGAUGUUAUCCUGAAACCAAUUCCAGCUGUUAACCCUGCCCAGGAGUGACUGAUGGGGUGAUAGCUGAGAAAUUGAAAGGUUAGUGGUAGGAUUUUUGCAUAUACUCCAUUUCCUCGCCCCACCCACCUGUGCUCCUUUUCCUUCUCUUCCUCCUCUUUAAUGUUGUGUCUAGCCACACUCUCCCUCCCUCCAGGCUGUGUGCAUUCCUAUUAGCUACACUUUUGAUCU
Messenger RNA from Castor canadensis (American beaver), 4802 nucleotides. Lineage: Eukaryota; Metazoa; Chordata; Mammalia; Rodentia; Castoridae. The record is from RefSeq and is a predicted model, not a curated record.